GUACGAAGCCGACGCCGUGGGACUGGUUGACUACGCCGCGGCUACCGCGGGCGGGAAGGUCCUUCCCUCCCUCUCUUCGGCCACCUACACCCCUCCCGGACAACUUCUGAGCACAGACACCUUCCACGCCUGGGGCUUCAAGGCGGAGAUUGGCACCCGCGACCUGGUCAUCCGCGCUGGGCACAAGCGUCCCGGGCAAUGUUGGCCCAUGGCAGGGAGCAGGGGGCAGGUGACGGUGCAGCUCCUCCAGGCGGUUCGGCCGUUUUCGGUGUCGCUCGAGCACAUUCCCCCCGAAAUCUCCCAGCUUCCUUCAACGGCCCCGCAACGGUUCCGUGUGCUCGGGCGGAAGGUGGGCC
Molecule: messenger RNA, 356 nt
Organism: Nannochloropsis gaditana CCMP526
Product: dmc1-like protein
Exons: 1
Biological process (GO): nuclear envelope organization
Cellular component (GO): nuclear envelope
Molecular function (GO): protein-membrane adaptor activity
Source: RefSeq, a predicted model, not a curated record